Leptopilina heterotoma is the source of this 2423-nucleotide messenger RNA. Its product is annotated as ATP-dependent DNA helicase Q1-like. The coding region runs from base 91 to 1899 and encodes 602 amino acids. NCBI's taxonomy places the organism in Eukaryota, Metazoa, Arthropoda, Insecta, Hymenoptera, Figitidae. The transcript is spliced from 3 exons. Gene Ontology annotation, cellular component: cytoplasm; chromosome. Gene Ontology annotation, molecular function: 3'-5' DNA helicase activity; four-way junction helicase activity; nucleic acid binding. Gene Ontology annotation, biological process: double-strand break repair via homologous recombination. The record is from RefSeq and is a predicted model, not a curated record.
CAAACGCGUUUGACGCGGUUCGUCUCGAGGACCAGAUCGAGGAUCGACAAAAAGUAUUCAUAAAUUAACAAUCAAAAAUCAAAUUCCGAAAUGUCAGCCGGUACAUCGAAAACGUCACUAAAUUGUGAUGAUUAUCAAGUCACCGAAGAGGACGAAAUUCGCGCCAUCGACUUUGAAUUGGAUCAAAUUGAUGCCGAAAUUCAGAAGCUAGAAGACAGGAAGCAAGUGCUCACCUCCAGGAAGGAAAAAUUGAAAGACGAUGCUCUUGUAAAGAAAAGUUUAUCUCUAUCGGAAAAAAAUUGGAAUACGGAAAAAUUCGAAUGGUCGUGGGGUGUUAGAAAAUGUUUGAAUAUCACAUUCAAAAUUAACGAAUUCAGACCAUUGCAAUUGCAGACAAUAAAUGCGACAAUGUCAGGAGAGGAUGUGAUUUUGGUGAUGCCUACCGGAGGAGGAAAAAGUCUUUGCUACCAAUUGCCAGCUGUAGUUGGAAAGGGAUUCACCGUAGUCGUAUCUCCCUUGAUUGCCCUGAUGGAGGACCAGCUUCGCGGUUUACAUAAAAACAACAUUAACGCCAUGAUGUUGAGUGCAAAAUCCGGAAAGGAGAACACAAAACAAAUUAUGACAGCUCUAGUUGACAGUAAUUCGAGUCUAAAGUUAGUUUAUGUAACCCCGGAAUACCUAGCAAAGUCAAAUAGAUUUAAGAGUAAAUUACAAAAAGCUUACGAAAUGGGUCGACUCGAUAGAUUUGCAAUCGACGAGGUGCACUGCUGCAGUCAUUGGGGACACGAUUUUCGCAAAGACUAUAAUCGACUAGGAAUACUAAAAUCAAUGUUCCCCGGUGUUCCCCUCCUUGGACUCACUGCAACAGCACCAUCAAAAAUAAUUGUCGAUGUCCAAAAGAUGCUCGACAUUAAAGGCUGUCUAGUACUUCGUUCUCACUUCAAUCGUCCGAAUCUUUACUACGAGGUCCGGAGAAAACCUAAUGAAAAAGAUGUUUGUCUCUCAAUGAUUGAGAAUUUAAUGAAAAACAGAUUCGAGGGCAAAAGCGGAAUUAUUUACACUACCACAAUAAAGGAUGCCGAAGAUUUGACAACCGAUUUAAGAGCACGUGGAUUGAAAGUCGGUUGUUAUCACGCGAUGUUAGAACCUGAUUUCCGCACAAAAGUCUACACAAAAUGGUUUUCCGGCGACUAUCAAGCGGUGGUUGCAACAAUUGCAUUUGGCCUCGGAAUCGACAAACCGGACGUUCGAUUUGUAAUUCAUCACAGUCUAUCAAAGUCAAUGGAAAGUUUCUAUCAGGAGAGUGGUCGUGCCGGACGAGAUGGGAAAAAAUCCUACUGCAUCGUUUUCUACAGAUUGCAAGACAUAUUUAAAUUAAGUGGAAUGGUUUUCACGGACUCAGUAACAGUAGGUUUGCCGAAUUUGUACAAAAUGCUCGCCUACUGCCUCGACCAAAGUUCAUGUCGACGAAGUUUGAUCGCCAGCCAUUUCGGGGAAAAAUGGACGGACAAGGAUUGCGACCUCAUGUGCGAUCACUGCAAGAAACCAAGGGAAAAGAAGAAAAUUGACGUGGGACCCUACUGUUCUUAUUUGUACCAAAUAAUGAUGAACGCCGUGCAGCGUGAAACGAGACUCACUCCUUUGAAAUUAAUCGACUCUUGGUACAAUAAGGGAGCCGCUGCCCUAAGGGUAGCAAGUGUACCGACGCCGAAAUUCCCCCGAGAAAUUGGCGAAGCGAUCGUGGGACAUUUGCUAAUGCUCGGUUAUCUGCAGGAAGACUUUCAGUUUACUUCGUACGCGACAAUCACGUACUUAAAACGUGGUCCUAAGGCAGCUUUGGUUUUCGCAAAGAAUCACGAGAUUCCUUUCGAAUGCGAAAAUUAUGACAAAAAAAGUUAAUUUCAGUAUUCGGUUAUUUAGCGAAAAAUUCAGUAAUCUUGACGAGAAAGAAUUUAUAGACAAAGAUUUUCGUUGUUCAUUUUAUUUUUAAUUAUUUAACUAAUUUUAGUUCUAUUUUCAAACUAAAAGUCUAGAGAAAAAUCAUGAAAACAGAUAAUUUCAUCUAUUAACCUAGACUAUUAUUAUUUAUUAAUUAUUAUUAAUCUUGACAGAUUUUCACUUUUUAAUAACAGGAGAUAUCCUUCAUUUUUUAUGAAUCGUGUAAAAAAGUCAUUUCACUGUACUAUUCUAUAUUUUUUAUAUAGAAAUUCUAAAACUAUUUUUGUAACGUUUUGAUAAAUAAUUAUCACUGCAGAUAAUGCAUUUCUAAUCUAAUUUAUUUCAAAAAACCAAAGAUUACAAUUUCGAUUUGGAUGAAUUUUUCGUUUUUGUCAAGGUAUUUCUGCAGGGCUCGAAACUAGGUCCGUUAAUCCCUUAAAAGUCUGUAACUUUGCUUGAAGUCCGUAAAAGUACGUUUUUUUGAA